Molecule: messenger RNA, 291 nt
Organism: Fusarium pseudograminearum CS3096
Lineage: Eukaryota; Fungi; Ascomycota; Sordariomycetes; Hypocreales; Nectriaceae
Exons: 3
Coding region: 1-291 (96 amino acids)
Source: RefSeq, a predicted model, not a curated record
AUGUGCGCGUGGGUUGUAUCGGUCUUGCCGGUAUUCAUCGAGACCAAAACAUCGGCUGGCAGUCUCGAGACCUCGGGUGUUCAGCUUGGGGUCUGGGUCGCAGCAUGGCACGAGAGUCUGCGCAGCAUCAUGAGGUGCGGUGGGGCGGUCGAGCGCAUCAUUACAGUUCCUCUCAUUCAGGUUUCAGGAGGUUCCUGGACGGUCAUGUUUGCGUUGGAUGGUGGGAAUGAAGUCCAAAUUCUUUUUGACCACCAGACUAUCAUUGGCAGCAGCAAUUCGUUGACGGGCUAA